AUGAGACCGCCGGGUUUUCAGCCAGCGGCAGCUGCCGCGGCCGACGUUUUGCCAGCUGCUCCUGAUGGACAGCAGGCCGACGAGGGCGAGGAGGAGGCUCGCCCGAGGGUGCUGAAGGCACCUCACGAGCCCUCUCAGAGGGAGAUCGUCGAGCACGAGGCGAUGGGACACGCGACCUACCGCAGUUGGUGUCGCGUGUGUAUUGCGGCAAAGGGCCAAGGCCAGCCGCAUCUCCGCGCACCGGAGGACGACGAGACGGCGGUGCCGGUGGUCUCGUCCGACUACGCCUUCAUGGGCCAGGACGACGCGGACACCAUGCCGAUGCUGGUCCUUAGGGAUCGACGCUCGAAGAUGAUGGCAGCGACAUUCGUGGAGAAGAAGGGCGACGACGCCUACGCCAUCAAGUUCUUCGCACGCUUCUUACGGAUCCUGGGCUACAGGAAGAUCGUCAACAAGUCCGACGGCGAGCCAGCGAUCCUGCUGGUCAAGAGGCGUGCGGUGGAGGAGGUUCCUGGCCUCGAGGCCAUUCCCCAGGAGUCGGCACCGGCCGAUCAUCAGGCCAAUGGGGAGAUCGAGGUCACGGUGCGCGAGAUCAAGAAGCAGGUGCGAGCGCUCAAGAUGGACCUGGAGUCCAAGCUGGGUGUCAAGGUGGAGGACAAGCACCCAGUGCUAGCGCACCUGCCGGAGCACGCCGCGGCGGUGAUCAACCGAUACAGGCGCGGCCAGGACGGCAAGACCGCUCUUCAGCGGCUCACGGGACGGCAGUGGAGGAAGCCGGUCCCGCUCUUCGGUGAGCGCCUGAUGGUGCGGUUCGCCGGGGAGCGCGCGAGGAAGAACGCGCUGGAGGAGCAGAUGGUGGAGGCUCGCUACAUCGGCCACCACCCGCGCGACGGCUCGAUGAUGGUCAUCACGAGCGACGGUGUGAAGAAGGCGGUCGGCUUUCGCAGCCUGCCGCAGAGCGAGAAGUGGAUCACGGCGGGCUGGGACAGCCUGAAGGGCCUGCCGUGGGACGUGGCUCCGCGUGCGGCCAGUGCGCCGCGAGCCAUCGUCGGACCGGGAGAGGCCGGUCCGCCACCGAUUGUGGUGGUGCCGCCGCAGCCGCAGGCGCCGAGGAGGAUGUACGUUCUCAAGGCGGACGUCGAGCGGCUGGGCGCAACGCCGGGAUGCCCAGGGUGCGUCUCGAUCGCCAAGCACGGCAAGGUGCUGGCUGGCCAUGCGCACAACGCGGUGUGCAGCAAGAGAAUCUUCGAAGCGCUGGACGCUGAGGAGGCAGGCCGGGAGAGGACCGGCCAGUAUCGAGAGCGGAGGCAGGGCCAAGAGGCCAGAGUCCGCCCGGCGGCAGCGGCCGCGGCAGGGACCCCUCCGCCGAAGACGGCUCGGAGGAUCACCGAGCCGGUGGCAGCGGCGGCGUCGGCGCCGGCCGCGAGCCGAUCGGCAGCAGCGCCAGCCGCAGCGGCGCGCAUGCGAGAGAGCCAGCCGGGAGCAUCAGGCUCCGGCGUGGCGGCUCCUUCAGGAGGGGCGAGCUCCAGUUCGGGAGCAGUGAGAGCGGCAGCGGCCGCCGAGGAUGUCGACAUGACCGCGACCAGGUCGCGGCUGAAGCGCUUGGCGGAGGUGGCCCCGGAUGACGUGCCGGAGGCCCUCGAGCGCGGUGAUCCACAGCCGGCAGACGUGCCGGUACCGGUGGACAUGGAGGAUCUCGCGGCGCAGCCGGCGCCAGCGGAGGGACCUCAGCUGCCAGCUGGAGUGGCAGUCGUGUGGAACGCCAGUGAGGGGAGACACAUGCGGGUGCUCGCUCUCGACGUGGCGUCGAUCGAGCUGGUCGAGCUCGGAGUGCUGACGAGAGCGAAGGCGGAGUUGCUUCCGCUCGUUCGCGAGCAGGUCAGCGGCCAUUGGGCCAGCGUCGGCGUGGACAUCGCCGACGAAGAGGCGGACAGCAUCGCCUUAUCGGCGUUGCAGCUGGGCGCCGUGGACGUGGCAGAGGUGUACUCGCCACAUCGGUUCUCGGCUCGGGCGGCGGAGUUUCAGCUGCGCCCGGGCUUCGCGGCGGACCUGGAGGAACUCAAGGAGGACGGGGCGCCGUGGGACUUGCGGCGACCCGAGGAUGUCAAGGAGCUCGAGGAGCAGCAGGAGCGGAUGGAUCCCAUCCUGCUCACAGGGUCCCCUCCAUGCGAGAAGUUCAGCUUGCUGAGGGGCCUGAGCGCCAAGUUCAGGACCGAUGAGCAGGAGGCGGCUGAGAUGGAGGAGGCCAGACACCACCUGAAGGUGGCAGUCGACGCCUACUGGCGUCAGCUCAGGAAGCCAGGCAGGUACUUCCUGCAUGAGCAUCCCUGGAGCGCGCGAUCGUGGAAUGAGGACAUCGUCAAGGAGCUGGUCGCGCAUCCAGGAGUCUUCACGGUCAAAGGCCCCAUGUGUCGGUGGGGCAUGAAGCUCACGAACCCACGCAGUGGCCAGGAGGAGUUCGUGCGCAAGGAGACCGGGUGGGUCACCAACCACCCAGGCUUAGCCCGGAGACUGCAGGGCACUUGCAGCAAUGUGGACGGACGCGCGGAGUGGCAUCGCCACAUCACGCUCGUGGGCGGCAUCGCGCGGUUUGCGAAGGUCUAUCCACCGAAGUUGGUGGAGGCGGUGCUGGAGGAGCUCAAGGACACGCUGAAUGACGUGGGGGAGCUCAGCACCGCCCAGGUGCAGCAGUCGGGCCCAGUCCCUGUGGACGCGGCGGUGCCGCCCGGGGACUGGACGAGCUACUGGGACGACGUCAAUGGCGGCUACCUGGAGGCGGGCCUUGUGGCCCAGGCUCGCGCGGUCGAGCGCGAGUGGGUCAAGAAGCAGGAGCUGAUCGAGAUCGUCCCGAGGAGUCGCUUCGCAGGGGGCAGGAAGCCGGGCAACUUCAAGAUCGGCUUCUUCGACAUCAGCAGGGCGCACUUCUACGGGAAGGCGCAGCGGAGGAUCUUCGUGGAGCUGGAGGAGGAGAGUCGCAAGGAGUACGGUGAGGACAAGUGUGGCUUACUCCUCAAGUCCUGGUACGGCACGCAGGACGCCAGCAAGAUCUGGCAGGGCGACUACACGGAGCUGUUGGAGGAACACGGCUACAAGGCGGGCGUGUCAUGCCCAGCGGUCUUCUACAAGGAGGUGGACGAGACGAGGCUGCUGGGGCACGGCGACGAUUUCGCGGUGCUGGCUCAGCAGCAGGACAUCGACAGCUUCGAAGCCACGUUAGGCAAGAAGUACGAGUUCAAGAAGACUGCGAACCUCGGCUUCGACGAGGGCGACGACAAGCAGGCGGUCUUCCUGAAUCGGGUCAUCGAGGUCAGUGCGGGAGUUCCGCCUGGCGGUGGCCGACCCUGCCGGCAUGCGAUGAUCGAGCCGGACAAGCGGCACGCAGAGAUCGUGAUCGACGAGCUGGGUCUCAGCAAGGCCAACGGCGUGGACACGCCGAUGGAGAAGCGCAGCGCCGACAAGCAGAUGAUGGACGCGAAGUCGGCGGCGCUGGGAACGGCGGAAGCUUCGCGCUUCCGAUCCCUCACCAUGAGGGUAGCCUACCUGUCUCAGGACAGGCUGGACUUGGCAGAGGCAUCGAAGACGCUCGCCAGGUCCAUGCAGACGCCGACGGAGGCGAGUUGGCUCAUGCUCAAGAGGGUUGGCCGCUACCUUAAGCGGCAUCCCAGUACGGUGACGGUCUUCACGGAGCAGAAGAUGUUCGACAAGAUCCGAGUGUACGUGGACUCCGAUCAUGCGGGCUGCGCAGUCACUCGGAAAAGUACCGGAGGCUUCGUGGCGAUGCUGGGGCAUCACGUCAUCAAGCACGGCAGUAAUCUUCAGUCGACGGUCUCUCUGAGCAGUGGGGAGAGCGAGUACUACGCCCUGGUGAAGGGCGGGAGCGUGGGCCUGGGUCUACACAGCCUCUUCGCAGAUUGGGGGCUGGACCUGAAGGUGGAGCUCGCCUCAGACUCAUCGGCGGCCCGGGGCCACGUCCAACGGCGAGGUCUCGGGAAGAUGCGACAUGUUCAAUCCCGAUACCUGUGGAUCCAGGAGCGCGUGGGCAAGGGCGACCUCUCGAUCGCCGCGGUUCCUGGUAAGAACAAUGUCGCGGACGUGCUGACCAAGAGCGUGGGUGGAUCUCUCUUGAGGAGACACAUGGCGACGCUCAACAUCUGGGAUCGGGCACCGAGUUCGACCCAGAAGGAUAUCAAGUGA
Molecule: messenger RNA, 4194 nt
Organism: Prorocentrum cordatum
Lineage: Eukaryota; Dinophyceae; Prorocentrales; Prorocentraceae
Source: the annotation of a GenBank genome assembly